UUUCAAUCUAAUUUAUGCAGAUAUCUAGUGACUUCUAUUAUCUUAUGACCAAUAAAUGGCCACCGAUUCUUUGAUCUGAUCUUUGAUUGAUUUUGAAGCAGCUGCAUGAAUUAAAGAGAUAAUAUCAAAGCGAAACGAAAAUGUUUCAAGAUACAAUGCAAUUCAAAACGGAUAGUCCCGUGAAUGCAAUGGCUGUUAGCCGUGAUGGACUGCUUGCCGUUGCCGGAAGAAGUUUACUGAAAGUCUAUAAUCUUUGUGAUGAGACUGGAUCAUCGUUUGGUCAGGAAUUGUUCAAUCUUCGUAGUUCAAAUCUGAAAAAUUUGAAUUUUUCCAACAGCGAUGUUACAUGGUGUUCACUUGAUAAUGAUAUUCUAGCUACAGCCGCUACGAAUGGUGCUGUUGUCAUUUGGAAUCUACAAAAUUCAACCAAGUCGAAAAUAGGCGUCGUUUACAAUGAUCAUAAACGAACGGUGAACAAAGUUUGUUUUCAUGGUAAUGAUCCAAAUCUAUUGCUCAGUGGUUCUCAAGAUGGAUGUAUGAAACUGUUUGAUCUACGCAAAAAAGAAGCUGUCACUACGUUUGUUUCAAAUUCUGAAAGUGUUCGUGAUGUACAAUUCUCGCCACAUUGGACAUAUCAUUUUGCAUCCGUACAGGAGACCGGAAAUGUCGAAAUCUGGGAUAUCCGUAAACCUGAUAGACCGGAAUGUAAUUUUAUUGCUCAUGAUGGACCAGUACUUGCCUGUGAAUGGCAUCCAAAUCAAGAAGCAUAUAAAUGGCUGGCAACUGGUGGUCGUGAUAAAAUCAUUAAAGUUUGGGACCUCAGCAAUCGUAAUCGUCCACAAUUAAUUUAUAAUGUUCAUACGAUAACGCCCGUUUCGAAGCUAAAAUGGCGACCAGAAAAAGAUUUCCAUAUUGGCAGCUGUUCAUUGGUUGUUGAUUUUAGUGUUUACGUUUGGGAUAUUAAACGACCAUAUGUACCGUUUGCCAUUUUUGGUACGAAAAAAGAUGUUACCACCGGAUUAGCAUGGAAAAAUGAUCCUUUUGUGUUCAUAUCAUCGUGUAAGGAUGGUACAAUAUAUCAACAUCGAUUUGAAACCGAUGCCUAUUAUCCGGCCGAACAUUAUCCACCGAUCGGCAUCGAUUUCAAUCCAUUUGGUGAUGUUGCCUUUUCCACCACUGAUUUCAUUUAUCGUCACUCACAAACGUUACAAAAUUCAAAUUCAAUGAAUAUUGGCAGUAGUCGAUCGAAUCGAAUGAAAACAUUUGGCCUGAAUAAUUUAUCUAAUAAUAUUCUUGUUCAAUCAAAUUCAGCAACAAAUUUGAAUCAUUCAUUAUCCAGUUCAUUUACACAGAAUAAUUAUGAACUGCCACCUACUAAUGCAUCAAUUGCCUGUGAUGCACGACCAACAACACGGCAUAUUUCGAUUGGUUCCCCGUCAAAUCAUCAUGCUCAUCAAUAUCUAAUCGCUAGCGGUCAUGGUCAACCUAAGUACCUUCCAUCACAGCAGCAGCAACAGCAACAACAGAUUUCAUCCUCAUCUUCAUCAUCAUCGUAUUCGACACCUGCCUACAAUAUAAGUGUACCUAUAUCGUAUAGGAAAACGAAUGAAACAAUACUAGCUGAUCAUUUCCGUUGUAUGAUCAGUUACAUGAUGUUAUUUGAAAGUCGAAAAUUUCCCACAAUUUCAGCUUGUCUAACUGAGGAAAUUUCAAUGAAAAAUUUUAUUCAUUCAGCCAGAAAGUAUCUAUUGAUGGAUCGAACAUUUGAAGAAUUGUGUGAACAUAAUGCUCAGGUUUCCGAUUCAUUAAAUCGUUGUCAAAUUGCACAAACAUGGCGUAUGAUACGAUACAUGUUCAGCAUAGCCGGACGUCAUCCGACAUCCAGCGGUGGCGUAGGUGGUACGACGGGAAAUAAUCCAAGCGGUGGUAGCCUACAGAAUAGUAUGCAACCAAUCAAUGAUAGUGGUGAUUACAAGAUGAAGAAUGAAAUUCCAAGUCGACAUGCCAGUGGUGGAGGUGGCGGCACUCGUCAUUUUAGCGGCAAUAAUAAUGCAGCUGUGAAUAAUCAUCCAUUUUUUUCAAAAGAAUCCAAACACUCGGAUGAUGAUGAUGAUCGUAACGAUAACAAUCAAUUGGAUUUGUUUCAAAAUCAUUUCCCCACAUUGAAACAGGAUACGAUGCCUAGUAAUAAAUUUGUGGUAGAUUUUUUCGAUUACCAACCGAAUCAAUUAGAAACAAUGGAUUCGAUCGAGCAACGUCUCUUACAUUAUCAUCAUCGUAAUGAUGAAAAUUUCUAUGAUUUUGAAUCAAAUUGCCAGGAAUGGGAACUGCAACGUGAAUCAAUAUUUCAUCGUCAUAAUAUUGCUGAAUAUGGUAUACAGAUGAAUGAAAUGAAUGCAAAUAAUGCUGGUGAUAAUUCAUUGAUGAGCAAUUAUGAAGUCAAUUCAUCCAUUAGCUAUGAUGAAGAUGAUGAAUUGGAUUUCAAUCUUAAUGAAUCGCCUGGAUUUUCAAAUGUUAAUCUACAGGCGCUGUUAUCGUCAAAAAAUCCAGCACCACCAACAUGGCCUAUUUAUGAAUCUGUAGCCCAAAUGCUUCGGUUUUAUGUGGAUGUAUCCGAUGUACAGACUGCCGUUUCAAUUAUUUUGGUGUUGGGCGAUCGAAUGAAACAGAUCGUAUCAAUUGAUAAACAAACCAUUCAGAUAUGGUUUCGUUCAUACAUUGAUCUUUUACAUCGAUUUCAACUGUGGAACAUAUCAACACGUUUGAUACAACAAUGUAGUGAUCCAGAUAUUCAGGGUAUUAAUCAAUCAUUAACAUCAGUACUGGUUUAUUGUGCAUUAUGUAAGAAAGCUAUUCAUCAUGGAUCGGUUUUAUGUGAAAAAUGUCGUACACAGCCAAGCACCUGCAGUAUAUGCCAUGUAUCGGUACGAGGGCUAUAUGUUUGGUGUCAAGGAUGUGCACAUGGUGGUCAUCUGAAACAUAUGCUUGAUUGGUUCCGUACGAAUUCAUUAUGUCCGGCAGGUUGUGGCCAUCAAUGUGAAAUGUGCUAAAUAUGUCCUAUUCUUUUCUCUACAUUUUUACCCGUCUUCGUUCCUUCAUUCUAAUUUAUAUAAGAAGAAACAAAAAAUUUAUGUCAUCA
This is a messenger RNA of Dermatophagoides farinae (American house dust mite), 3139 nucleotides long. It is a transcript of the gene Wdr24, whose product is annotated as WD repeat domain 24. Gene Ontology annotation, biological process: positive regulation of macroautophagy; cellular response to amino acid starvation; positive regulation of TORC1 signaling. NCBI's taxonomy places the organism in Eukaryota, Metazoa, Arthropoda, Arachnida, Sarcoptiformes, Pyroglyphidae. Gene Ontology annotation, cellular component: vacuolar membrane; cytosol; GATOR2 complex. Gene Ontology annotation, molecular function: protein binding. The record is from RefSeq and is a predicted model, not a curated record.